Molecule: messenger RNA, 1535 nt
Organism: Ziziphus jujuba (common jujube)
Lineage: Eukaryota; Viridiplantae; Streptophyta; Magnoliopsida; Rosales; Rhamnaceae
Exons: 3
Coding region: 269-1363 (364 amino acids)
Source: RefSeq, a predicted model, not a curated record
AACCCUGAUUAUCGAGUUGUGUGAGAUCUGCAAACCCCCCCUUCCCUCUCCCCCCCUAUUCUCUCUUCUCUUCAUAACCCAAAACCCAGAAAAGAAAGUGCGAGAAACUGAGAGAAAAUACCUCAGCAAAAAAACAAUUCCUUUCCCCCAAACAGAAAAACCCUUUUGUGGGUAUUCUCUUUCUCUCCUCGUCUGUGUUUUUAUUUUUGGGUGUGAUUAUUUUUGCCUCCGCGUUGAAGAAAAAAAUAAAAUAAAAUAAAAGAGAGAGAUGAGGAUCCGCAAGAACGCUAAGCUCUCUCCUCUGCUAUUCUCUUCGCACGCUUCAGCUCCUGAGGUUUUGCAGACACACGUGUGCCAGCUGAACCAGUCUCCAUGGGAUGUGAUUCCUUUCUCUCAGGACUCGAACCAGACCGAAGGUGAAGAUAGUUUCACUGGAAAUGGAAGUCUGGGCGAUUCCAUUGGAGCUGUUGAAAGCAGCGUCGCUUCGAUGAUGGACAUUAGCAAUGAGAAAGCUUCGGUAUUAACUGUAAAAGCCGAGAACAUGGCAAUUAUCGACGAUAAUGGCGGUUGUGGUGGCGACGACGACGAAGAAGAUGAGAUAAUCAAGGGUUCCGACGACAGCAAAUACAGACAGCGCCGAAUUGAGUCAUCGGAGAAUAAUAACAACAAUAGUAAUAGUAAACGAUCAUCAUCAUCAGGAGGAGGAGCAGCGGCGAUGUCGAAGAUUAUCAUACACUGUCAGAAAAACGACGGCAAAGGAUGGCAAUGCAAGAAAGAAGCUAAAGAAGGUCACAAUUUCUGCGAACACCAUUUGAGCCUUCUUAGGUCUUAUAGCAGCAGCAACAACAACAACAAUGCUGCCGGCGCUUCCGCUAUAAACCUCCCUUCGCACUCCAUCUCAUCCAAGAAAGCUCAAACCAGUCUCUCUCGGCGUACUCGCGGUUCUUCCGGAACUCGAUCGGCGAAGAAAAGCGGUUCGAUUUCGAAUAAUAAUCCUUAUGAAUUUUAUUAUUAUUCUGGGUUUGGUCCCUUAUGGGGUAGGAAAAGAGGAGAUAGAGGAGGAGGAGCAGUAGAUCAUAAUAAGAAUGAAAAUGUGGAAAAUAACGUUGUCGUUGAUGAUGAUGAUGAUGAUGAUGAUGAUGAUGAUGUUGAUAAUGAUAAUGAUGGUAAGAAUGCUCAAACGACAACUCGUUCAUCGUCGUCGCGAAUGGAUAAUGAGGGAUUUGAUUAUGUAGAUGAGGAUGAUGAUGAUGAUGAUGAUGGUGAUGAUGAUGAAGACGACGAUGAUGGAAGUGGUGGAGAUAGUGGGAAGAAGAGGAUGCGAAAGCCUGUGAAAGCUCGAUCGCUUAAGUCUUUAAUGUAAUGGGGUAAAUAUUUUUUUUUUUUCUCUCUUUUUUUUUUCUUUUUCUUUUUUGGAUAUUUUGGAUUUUGGGUUUUUGGCAACAAAUAUAUAUAUAUGGAGGUUUGGUUGGUUGGUUGGGUUUCGAUGUUGUUUUAAAAUUGUAUUGAAAUUAUCGUGUUUUUUUUUUUUUUUU